CGGAGGAGUCAUCAAAGGACUUGCCUUUGACAGACGCGACCACAGACAGUAGCACAGAGAGAGAGAGAGAGAAGCCUUGAAUUAAUUAAUAGAGAGAUUAAUCUUAAUACAACUGCAGAACAUCAUUCCACUUAAUCACGCGAGUCGCUGCUCUGCCCUCCAUCCUCUGUCAACGCCAAAGGACCCGGAAAACGCGUGUUAGCUGACAGUAUCAACAACAACAACAACAACGACGACAACGACACACACAAAAGCACACACUCAGAGAGAGAGGGACCGAGCGAGAGAGAGCGAGAGAGAGCUAAACGCCCGCAUUUAAUUCAAGAUGGCAGGACUGCCCCGCAGGAUAACCAAGGAAACGCAGCGUUUGCUUGCAGAGCCUGUCCCAGGCAUCAAGGCAGAGCCCGAUGAGAGCAACGCCCGCUACUUUCACGUGGUCAUUGCUGGACCUCAGGACUCACCGUUUGAGGGCGGCACAUUUAAACUUGAACUCUUUUUACCUGAGGAAUAUCCCAUGGCAGCUCCUAAAGUGCGCUUCAUGACCAAAAUAUAUCAUCCCAAUGUAGACAAGUUGGGGAGAAUAUGUCUAGACAUUUUGAAAGAUAAAUGGUCACCAGCUCUGCAGAUUCGCACAGUGCUGCUCUCAAUCCAGGCAUUACUAAGUGCACCCAACCCUGAUGAUCCCCUAGCAAAUGAUGUUGCAGAAAAGUGGAAGAACAAUGAAGCUGAAGCCAUAGAAAUAGCCAAGUCAUGGACCAGGCUUUACGCUGGAAGCAAAAAUGAAAUAUAGAGCAGCCCAAGUGCAAUGAGACGCAAAAUGGAAGUCAAGUGUGUGAACACAACUCCUCAUGUUCUUCCUACUCCAUUUGCAUUUAAAGGACACAUUCUUAUACGGUAUACACACACUUAUGAAACAUUCAACUUGAGUAUAUUGUAAAAGAAAACACAACUGUUGACAGCUGGUGAUUUAAAUGCACUUAAGUAAUGAAAUAGCUUGUCUUUGUCCUUAACCCGCUACUGUUCAAAAAUGCAUGGGGCCGAGGUUUUAGAUUUUCUCACCUGGCUUUCUCUGUCCAUUGAUAAUUGGAAGGCUUUUAUCACCUGUGCUUGAACAGAUAUGUUCACAGGGAAGCGGGGGGCGGGGGGGGUGGUUGUAUCCUGUGUGUGGAAUGGGUGAGAGACUGUUGAGACGUGGUGAAUAUGGUAUAUAUCUUAAGUUUGUUUGACUGUUUUUUUAACUUUGUUUUAUUGUCUUGCUGUUUGUUUAUGAAACGGAGCUAACUACUACUUCUAACCCACCGUAUGUAGACACUCACCUGAAGUUGGGCUAGAGUUUUUUUUUCUCCAGCAAAGAUGUCACAGCAGGACAAAAAAGCAUUUUGAACCCGCAUCUGGCUUCAUAAAUUUAGAAAAUAAUGACUGAGAAACAAACUGAGGGGAUGUGGAGGGUUUAGAUGGACAUUUUGGACCUUUACUUUUAGCACCUAGUGUAUGUUUUAUGACCAUAUCCAGUCUUUUAUAUGUGAAUAAAUCUUACUGUUCCUAUACUAACUGUUCUGCUUGUUUCCCCAUUGUCAUCAUCACAGUCUAAUUCUAAGACAGAGGUUUUACUUUUUCCUUAGUCAUUAACUUCACAAAGUGAGGAGUAUGUAAGCUGUUGGUUGUUUUAUGAUAACAGUGGGUGUCAGGGGAGUUGAGGCAAAGUACAUAAUGUUAACAAACGUUCAAAAGUUCAAUGAAGGCUGAGAGACUCGAUUGAUGUAAACUGGUCUUUUGCCGAAAAGUCUGUAUACAGUUCACUGUUUGUAAAUUAUUUCUAUAAAUCCAGGGAGGAAAUGAUGUGCUGCUCUCAGAUUGCUUUGGAACAGUUCACCUGCAUAUUGUCAUGCUGUGUAAAUAAAAUAUAUUGAUUAAUAA
Solea solea (common sole) is the source of this 1917-nucleotide messenger RNA. It is a transcript of the gene ube2na, whose product is annotated as ubiquitin-conjugating enzyme E2Na. The record is from RefSeq and is a predicted model, not a curated record. Lineage: Eukaryota; Metazoa; Chordata; Actinopteri; Pleuronectiformes; Soleidae. The coding region runs from base 326 to 790 and encodes 154 amino acids. The transcript has 4 exons.